AUGGUUAAUGGCUUCGGAUGGAUUGUGUUGAUAUUAAUGGUUUUGACCAUAAUCAUAGCAAUAGCAGGUGACAUCAUCGAAAGCUCCGGCUACAAAAUGAUCAAAUUACUGAACAUCCUCCAGCUGAGUAUCGAAGAUGAUUUUCUGAAGCAGCAGCUCAGCGAAUUCGCCUCUUUGGUCACGGAACUCCGGCCUUCUUUAUCCGUUGCAGGAUUUUUCGACGUCAACAGGAAACUAUUGCCCAUGCUACUAUCCAGUUUCAGCGCUUAUAUCAUCAUUUUGAUCCAGCUGAAACAGUAAUUUACUGCUAACUUUUCACGUAUUUUAUGUACCUUUAUUAUCAAGAGCUGUAGAAGUAUUCACUGUAGUGUUUUCUAUUAAACGCACUAAAUUGCCGGUUAUUUACUAAAACAA
Phyllotreta striolata is the source of this 414-nucleotide messenger RNA. NCBI's taxonomy places the organism in Eukaryota, Metazoa, Arthropoda, Insecta, Coleoptera, Chrysomelidae. The record is from the annotation of a GenBank genome assembly.